This is a messenger RNA of Myotis lucifugus (little brown bat), 2378 nucleotides long. RefSeq names its product DExD-box helicase 52 (gene DDX52). Gene Ontology annotation, molecular function: nucleic acid binding; ATP binding; RNA helicase activity. The record is from RefSeq and is a predicted model, not a curated record. The transcript is spliced from 15 exons. Lineage: Eukaryota; Metazoa; Chordata; Mammalia; Chiroptera; Vespertilionidae. Gene Ontology annotation, biological process: maturation of SSU-rRNA. Bases 30 to 1829 code for a protein of 599 amino acids.
UGUGGGACCGCAGAGCUUUCUGGGUAAAGAUGGACGCACAUGAUCUGUUUCGCCGGCUCGGUGCUGGGGCCAAGUUCGACGUGAGGCGCUUCUCAGCGGACGCAGCCCGGUUCCAGGUAGGAAAAAGGAAAUAUGACUUUGAUUCUGCGGAGGUGCUGCAGGGACUGGACUUUUUUGGAAACAAGAAGUCUGUCCCAGGUGAAUGCGGAGAAUCAGGAACUAAUCAGGAGCUCCAAGAUGAAGAGGAAAAAGAGGAGAGCCUAACUGAAAGGAAGAGGGAGCAGAACAAGAAAAAGAGGAAGAGAAUGACUUCGGAAAUUAUUUCAGAAGAAGAAGGUUCUACCAUACAGUGGAUAUCAUCUGUGGAAGCAAAGAUUGAAGAUAAAAAAGUUAAAAAAGAAAAUAAACUAACUUCAGGAAAGUUGGAGCUUAUCAGAAAAGAAAAGAUAAACUUCUUGCGGAAUAAACACAAAAUUCAUAUCCAGGGAACUGAUCUUCCUGACCCAAUUGCUACAUUUCAGCAACUUGAACAAGAAUAUAAAAUCAAUUCUCGACUGCUUCAGAACAUUCUAGAUUCAGGUUUCCAAACACCUACACCAAUCCAAAUGCAAGCCAUUCCAGUUAUGCUUCAUGGUCGAGAACUUCUGGCUUCUGCUCCUACUGGUUCUGGAAAGACUUUGGCUUUUAGCAUUCCCAUUUUAAUGCAACUGAAACAACCCACAAAUAAAGGCUUCAGAGCCCUGAUUAUAUCACCAACACGAGAACUUGCCAGCCAGACUCAUCGAGAGUUAGUAAAAAUAUCUGAGGGAAUGGGAUUCAGAAUACACAUGAUCCACAAAGCAGCAAUUGCAGCCAAGAAAUUUGGAUCAAAAUCAUCUAAGAAAUUUGAUAUUCUUGUAACUACUCCAAAUCGACUAAUCUAUUUAUUAAAACGAGAUCCUCCAGGAAUAGACUUAACAAGUGUUGAAUGGCUGGUAGUAGAUGAAUCAGAUAAACUGUUUGAAGAUGGCAAAACUGGGUUCAGAGACCAGCUGGCUUCUAUUUUUCUGGCCUGCACAUCCCACAAGGUCAGAAGAGCUAUGUUCAGUGCAACUUUUGCAUAUGAUGUUGAACAGUGGUGCAAACUCAACCUGGACAAUGUCAUUACUGUGUCCAUUGGAGCAAGGAAUUCUGCAGUAGAGACUGUAGAACAAGAACUUCUCUUUGUUGGAUCUGAAACGGGAAAACUUCUAGCCAUGAGAGAACUUAUUAAAAAGGGUUUCAAUCCACCUGUUCUUGUUUUUGUUCAGUCCAUUGAAAGGGCUAAAGAACUUUUUCAUGAGCUCAUAUAUGAAGGUAUUAAUGUGGAUGUUAUUCAUGCAGACAGAACACAGGAACAGAGAGAUAACACAGUCCAAAGCUUCCGAGCAGGAAAAAUCUGGGUCCUUAUUUGUACAGCCUUGCUAGCCAGAGGGAUUGAUUUUAAAGGUGUGAACUUGGUGAUCAACUAUGACUUUCCAACAAGCUCAGUGGAAUAUAUCCAUAGGAUCGGUCGAACUGGAAGAGCAGGGCAUAAAGGAAAAGCUGUUACAUUUUUCACUGAAGAUGAUAAACCAUUAUUAAGAAGUGUUGCCAAUGUUAUACAGCAGGCCGGAUGUCCUGUUCCAGAAUACAUAAAAGGUUUCCAAAAACUAUUAAGCAAACAAAAGAAAAAAAUGAUUAAGAAGCCAUUGCAAAGGGAGAGCAUUAGUACAACUCCAAAAUACUUCUUAGAAAAGGCUAAGGAUAAACGGAAAAAAGUCACUGGUCAGAACAGCAAGAAGAAAGUAUCUCUUGAAGACAAAAGCUAAAAAAAUAUUUUUAAAAAAGCUGUAUCAGAAACAUCAUUUUAUGAUCUCAACAUGAAUGUUGUUUACAUGGAAUACUUCAUCUUAAAAUCACCUGUAGUCAACUACAAGAACAUGGGACUGGUGAAAAAUGAUCAUGAACUUUCAGUGCAUCAUGUCAAACUUUUAAAUGAUUACACGAUGAAAAUCACAUUCAUUGACAUUUCUGUGGUUUGGCUCCAGAGAGAUACUUCUUAUAGAAGAACAAAAGCUUACGCUACAAAUCAAAUACCCAUAUGUGGUGAACUCGUAAGGAUUUUUGCUUUCAAGUGUAAAGGAAGGUGUGAUGUAUGUUGUAGAGAGACAUUUGGAACCAAACUUUCAAAGUAAAGCCUUGAAAUUGAAUGUCUCCUCUCUCUCCCCACACCCCAGUCUGUUUUUGUUUCUGUUUUUGAAUGGACACAGACUACCAAGAAGAAAGCUAUUGCUCUUUAUUUUACUAUUUCUUGAUGGCCUUUUAUGGUGUAAACCACAACAAAAAGAUGCCUCUUCUGUGGCUGGUGUUCAAGUUCU